Molecule: messenger RNA, 1116 nt
Organism: Strongylus vulgaris
Lineage: Eukaryota; Metazoa; Nematoda; Chromadorea; Rhabditida; Strongylidae
Source: the annotation of a GenBank genome assembly
UUAGCUGCUGACAUUGAAGUAAAUUUGCAAGCAAUGUAUGCCGGAUAUGAGCAACAGCAUAAAAACUAUGUUCAACAUAUUAUGCAACAGAUCGCGCAAAUUGACAUGCAGAUCGAGGCUGAGAAAGAUCGUGCCAGAGGAGCCAUACCGUCUCUUUUAAGUGGAAUGACGAGAGAGCCGCCCCCAUUACCUGGACCUGGGCCUGGACCAGGUCCAGCCUUAGGACCUGCUCCAGCUGUAGGUCGUCGAUCUAGAUUCGAUCAGCAGCCUGGACCGUUACCCAGCAAGUCACAAGAAGAUUAUGGCCAGUUUUUCGCACCUCCACCUCGAGCACCACCUAAACAAGGUUGGAUGAAAGAAGAAAUUAUUCCUGACGGAGAUGAUAUUGACGGUCACCCCUUCAACGAAGAGGAUCUCAUUCCUAGUGCUAAGUACUACGAACUCCCGGCCGGCAUUAUGAUUCCGCUCAUUGAGAUUGAGCAGUUUUCGGUGGGCAUCUUGCUUUGCAUAUUUAAUUCUCCUUAUCUCGUUUAUCUCGUUUCAAAUCCGCAGUAUUCUGCAUGGGAUUACUUUCAGUACAAUGCGAUCGUUCCGGACAAACUGAGAAUGCCUCCCCCUGUCCCACCAUCUCAAAGAUUGUUAGGCGCGUUAGAUGAAUUCUACAGCGCCACUCUUGAUCCAACACGGGAACCGUGCGUUAUCAUGCCACUUGCUGCAUGGGGUCGUGGGGGAUGCGCUGAAUUUAUGGAACGGAAGCAAAGCUUGAAGAAAAUCUUGGAGGAGAAAUUGAAGAGCGAGAACAAAACAAUUGGCGACCUUGUCGAGAAUAAACCUUCAGAUGAGGAGCUUAAGAUCGUGCAGGAUGAUAUCAAUGCCGAAAUUAAGCGCAAGUAUGAAGAGAUGAGGAGAAAUGCUUUGGCUAACAAGGAGAAGGAGAACCGUGAUUCGACAUCCCCACAAUCACCAACGGAACGAAAAACGCAUGCUCGCGUAGCCGUAGCAGUUCCUCGUCUUCAUACUCUUCAAGAUCAUCCAGAUCUAGCUCAUCUUCAUCUACUGGAUCAAGCACAUCUUCUCGAUAUCGUUCGAGGAGCCGUUCUUAUUCGCCUAGACGGA